Exophiala aquamarina CBS 119918 is the source of this 744-nucleotide messenger RNA. RefSeq lists its product as uncharacterized. The record is from RefSeq and is a predicted model, not a curated record. The transcript is spliced from 4 exons. Lineage: Eukaryota; Fungi; Ascomycota; Eurotiomycetes; Chaetothyriales; Herpotrichiellaceae. The annotation marks the transcript as partial.
AUGAACCUGGAUUCAGCACUUGUAGAUUCACCGACAACAGACGAGGGGAAACAGUCAGAGAAUCUUACUUUGCACGAGGCGCCCACUGUAUAUCCAAGACCCAGACAAAACAGCAGUGCACGCAAGCGAACUAACGACGAAGUCUACGAGCCUGUUCAAGCUCCAGUUCCAAGUCCUAGAUCUUCCAGGUUCCAGAAGUCUACCAUGUCUAUUUCGUUGUCUGAUGCAUUGUCUCAAAAGCCCGUGGCAUCUGGUUCCGAUGGUACACUUGUCUCGGGCCAGGUGGUCACGACAUCUCUGGCUGAGAAUAAGCCUGCUCCUCACAAUGUGUUAGCCGAUCAGCCUCCUAGUGAUACACCAAGCGACUCCUUUGUCCAAGAGAUCACAGGUUACCAGCAACAACUUGAGCUGGAGUUUCAAACGUUUGAAAGAUCUCUGGAAGAGCGAGACACAACAGCCGACUUGGAGUCUUUGGAUUGGAACGACCUUGAGGAACGUUACAAAAGAGAAAUCCAGCCUCACAUAGACUCCGAGCAAGCUGUCAUGACGGAGUUUGGCUCUCGUUUCCAGCAAUUCAUGCUCUACAUGCAAGUGUGCAAUGACCAGGAGGCUGAACGAGCCAUCAAAAGGCUACGAACUCGAAUUUCUCUCGCCCAGAAUUCUGAGCAGUCCCUCGCCCAGAAACAAGAACACCGCACAAAGGUGCUCGAAGCGUUCCAAAGCGCAAUGGCACUGCUGGGCAAA